Nyctereutes procyonoides (raccoon dog) is the source of this 2340-nucleotide messenger RNA. RefSeq names its product 6-phosphofructo-2-kinase/fructose-2,6-biphosphatase 1 (gene PFKFB1). Bases 282 to 1895 code for a protein of 537 amino acids. Gene Ontology annotation, molecular function: fructose-2,6-bisphosphate 2-phosphatase activity; 6-phosphofructo-2-kinase activity; ATP binding. Gene Ontology annotation, cellular component: 6-phosphofructo-2-kinase/fructose-2,6-biphosphatase complex; cytosol. Gene Ontology annotation, biological process: fructose metabolic process; fructose 2,6-bisphosphate metabolic process. The record is from RefSeq and is a predicted model, not a curated record. The transcript is spliced from 14 exons. Lineage: Eukaryota; Metazoa; Chordata; Mammalia; Carnivora; Canidae.
CUCUGCUGACCUCUACCCAACCUCUUUCUCUGUACCCAAGCCCCCACUGGUACGUACAGGCGCAGAGGCAGGCAAGUCAGGCAAGGACUAGGAAAGAGGAGAGGGGGCUGGAGACAGGCUGCCAGAGAGCUCAGAAGCCCAGUGCACCUCCCUGACCCAACUCUGUCCACCUGCUGCUGUGGUCACAUUAACAGAAGAGAUAGCUAGUAAGACAGGAAGUGAGGCCCAGUACCUUGUGGACAGUGGUGUCAUUUGCUGCAACACCUAAGCUGUCUCAAGAGAUGGAAGAGCUCACCCAAACCAGGUUGCAGAAGAUCUGGAUUCCACACAGCAGUGGCAGCAGCGGGCUACAGCGGAGGAGGGGCUCGUCAAUACCCCAGUUUACCAAUUCCCCCACAAUGGUGAUCAUGGUGGGUUUACCAGCUCGAGGAAAGACCUACAUCUCCACGAAGCUCACAAGAUAUCUCAACUGGAUAGGAACACCAACUAAAGUGUUUAAUUUAGGCCAGUACCGACGGGAAGCAGUGAGCUACAAGAACUACGAAUUCUUUCUCCCAGACAAUAUGGAGGCCCUACUUAUCAGGAAGCAGUGUGCCCUGGCAGCCCUGAAGGAUGUCCAUGACUAUCUCAGCCAUGAGGAAGGUCAUGUUGCGGUUUUUGAUGCCACCAACACUACCAGAGAACGACGGUCACUAAUUCUGCAGUUUGCUAAAGAACAUGGUUACAAGGUCUUUUUCAUUGAGUCUAUCUGUAAUGACCCUGGCAUCAUUGCAGAAAACAUCAGGCAAGUAAAACUUGGCAGCCCUGAUUACAUAGACUGUGACCGGGAAAAGGUUCUGGAAGACUUUCUAAAGAGAAUUGAGUGCUAUGAGGUCAACUACCAACCCUUGGAUGAUGAACUGGAUAGCCACCUAUCCUACAUCAAGAUCUUCGAUGUGGGCACACGCUACAUGGUGAACCGAGUACAGGACCACAUCCAGAGCCGCACAGUCUACUAUCUCAUGAACAUCCACGUCACACCCCGCUCCAUCUACCUAUGCCGGCAUGGUGAGAGUGAACUCAACCUCAGAGGCCGCAUCGGAGGUGACUCUGGCCUCUCAGCUCGAGGCAAGCAGUAUGCCUAUGCCCUGGCUAACUUCAUUCAGUCCCAGGGCAUCAACUCCCUGAAGGUGUGGACCAGCCACAUGAAGAGGACUAUACAAACAGCGGAGGCCCUCGGUGUUCCCUAUGAGCAGUGGAAGGCCCUAAAUGAAAUUGAUGCGGGUGUCUGUGAGGAGAUGACCUAUGAAGAAAUCCAGGAACACUAUCCUGAAGAAUUUGCACUACGGGACCAAGAUAAAUAUCGGUACCGCUAUCCCAAGGGAGAGUCCUAUGAAGAUCUGGUUCAGCGUCUGGAGCCAGUUAUAAUGGAGCUAGAACGGCAGGAAAAUGUACUGGUGAUCUGCCACCAGGCUGUCAUGCGAUGCCUCCUUGCCUACUUCCUGGAUAAGAGCUCAGAUGAGCUGCCAUAUCUCAAGUGUCCUUUGCACACAGUGCUUAAACUCACACCUGUGGCUUAUGGCUGCAAAGUGGAGUCCAUCUACCUGAACGUGGAAGCCGUAAACACGCACCGGGAGAAACCUGAGGUAUUUCACCAACUUAUUUGCCUGGGAGAAGAGGAAUACAUGGGGAGAACUCAAUAUGUUUUUAGAAAACUUGGAAGAAUGACAGAAAAGAGGGAAGGUAAAGAAGAAAAGAGACUUGCCAGAAUUGGAUUCUUACCCUUUCUUGCAAAAUGGCCACGUUUCAGGCUGGCAGAGGCCUCCAGCCCCAUGGGAUCAACCUGUAAUUACUGCCACCUCUCUCAUCUCCAUUCAGAUGCUUUGACUACAUCAUCAAAAAGAAGGAAGGUCUAGAGUCACCAGAUGAAAGGUUCUGUCUCCCUACCCUACCAUCUCCUGAAAAUCUCCCAAACCCUUCCUAUAGUGGGUUCUGACCGUCCAACUGGCCACCCUGAGUCCUAGAUUUGUCUUCACUAUCUUCUAGCCAGGAGUUUCAUUUCCCUUUCAGGACAAAAGCAACCCAAGGGCAGGACCCAGGGUUCCUCCUCUUAUUUUGGCCACCACUGAUUUUGCUAGCUGUAUACCUUGGACAAAUAACUUCAUCUCUCUGGGACUCAGUUUUUUCAUCUAUAAAACUGGGAUCUAUGAUCCCUAGAUAGUAGGAGUUACUUUCAAAAAAUAAAGACACACCUGUAUGACUACCCAAGAGAAAACAUAGCACGUGGUAACUACUAUGUAAAUACAAGUUGAAUUAUAUCCAGGUUGUAGCUAAGUGUAUGGAUGUAUUAUUUCCCCACCA